Rana temporaria (common frog) is the source of this 3188-nucleotide messenger RNA. It is a transcript of the gene MAU2, whose product is annotated as MAU2 sister chromatid cohesion factor. Gene Ontology annotation, cellular component: chromatin; SMC loading complex. Gene Ontology annotation, molecular function: double-stranded DNA binding; protein binding. NCBI's taxonomy places the organism in Eukaryota, Metazoa, Chordata, Amphibia, Anura, Ranidae. Gene Ontology annotation, biological process: maintenance of mitotic sister chromatid cohesion; mitotic sister chromatid cohesion. The record is from RefSeq and is a predicted model, not a curated record. Bases 1 to 2016 code for a protein of 671 amino acids. The transcript is spliced from 21 exons.
AUGACUCGGAGGCCGACACUGAUCCAGGGCAUCGUUCUAAGAUCGAAGCCCCCACAGCAGACCGCAUCUCCCCCUCCGGCCACCGACAUGUCUUCCAGGAGUUACUUGCAGGCAGACUACAAGUCCCAGGCUGCAGUGCGGCGCCGCUCUCGCGAGCUUUGUGCGGGAGGAGUGGACGGGGCCUUGUUGUUGGUGUCAGUGAUGGCGGCUGCGGCAGUGGUAGCUACGCAGGCUGAGGCCUCGGAGUCGUGGUAUUUGGCCCUGUUGGGUUUCGCCGAACAUUUCCGGACGUCCAGCCCUCCCAAGAUCCGGCUGUGUGUGCACUGCCUGCAGGCCGUCUUCCAGUUCAAGCCGCCGCAGCGCAUCGAGGCCCGGACUCAUCUGCAGCUCGGCUCCGUCCUGUAUCACCACACCAAGAACAGCGAGCUGGCCCGGCAACACCUGGAGAAAGCGUGGGUGAUUUCUCAACAAAUUCCUCAGUUUGAAGAUGUUAAAUUUGAAGCAGCAAGUCUUCUAUCCGAAUUGUAUUGCCAGGAGAAUUCUGUGGAUGCAGCAAAGCCUCUCCUACGCAAGGCAAUCCAAAUCUCCCAACAAACACCCUACUGGCAUUGCAGGCUUCUCUUUCAGCUUGCUCAACUUCAUACUCUUGAAAAAGAUUUGGUGUCGGCGUGUGACCUCCUAGGUGUUGGUGCUGAGUAUGCACGUGUGGUGGGCUCUGAGUAUACCAGGGCGUUGUUUUUGCUCAGUAAGGGAAUGCUUUUGCUGAUGGAACGAAAGCUUCAAGAAGUGCAUCCUUUGUUAACUUUGUGUGGACAGAUUGUGGAGAAUUGGCAGGGUAACCCUAUCCAGAAGGAAUCCCUACGAGUUUUUUUCUUAGUUCUUCAAGUGACACAUUAUUUGGAUGCAGGGCAGGUCAAAAGUGUGAAACCAUGCCUUAAACAACUUCAACAAUGCAUCCAAACCAUUUCAACUCUCCAUGAUGAUGAGAUUCUACCUAGUAAUUCAGCUGAUUUGUUCCACUGGCUGCCCAAAGAGCAUAUGUGUGUUUUGGUUUACUUGGUAACAGUUAUGCACUCCAUGCAGGCAGGUUAUCUUGAGAAGGCUCAAAAAUACACAGAUAAAGCUCUUAUGCAGUUAGAAAAGCUCAAGAUGCUUGACAGUAGCCCAAUCUUGUCCUCAUUCCAAGUCAUCCUUCUUGAACACAUAAUCAUGUGCCGCCUUGUCACAGGCCACAAAGCUACAGCUUUACAAGAGAUAUCUCAAGUCUGUCAGCUUUGUCAGCAGUCACCCCGUCUGUUUUCUAAUCAUGCAGCGCAACUUCACACAUUGUUGGGUUUAUACUGCAUUUCUGUUAACUGUAUGGAUAACGCGGAGGCACAGUUCACAACAGCGUUGAGGCUUACCACACAUCAGGAAUUAUGGACUUUUAUAGUAACAAAUCUGGCAAGUGUUUAUAUUCGAGAGGGAAAUCGACAUCAAGAGCUUUAUAGUCUACUGGAAAGAAUUAACCCAGACCAUAAUUUCCCUGUAAGCUCACACUGCCUCCGUGCUGCAGCCUUCUACAUCCGUGGAUUAUUCUCGUUCUUCCAAGGCAGAUACAACGAAGCAAAACGAUUUUUGCGUGAAACUUUAAAGAUGUCAAAUGCUGAAGAUCUCAACCGACUUACGGCAUGUUCUUUGGUGCUCCUUGGUCACAUUUUCUAUGUGCUGGGGAAUCACAGGGAGAGCAACAAUAUGGUUGUCCCUGCCAUGCAGCUGGCCAGCAAGAUCCCAGAUAUGUCUGUGCAGCUCUGGUCCUCGGCUCUGCUAAGAGAUCUGAACAAGGCGUGUGGAAACACAAUCGAUGCCCAUGAGGCAGCACAGAUGCACCAAAACUUCUCUCAGCAAUUGCUCCAGGAUCAUAUAGAAGCAUGUAGUCUUCCAGAACACAAUCUCACAACGUGGACAGAUGGAUCACCACCUGUACAAUUUCAGGCUCAAAAUGGACCUACUACCAGCUUGGCGAGUCUUUUGUGAAAACUGAACUCAUCUAAACAAUACCACAAACUGAUCCCGCGCUCACUGAACAGGAUUCUUCCGUGUACAGAACUGUGGAAGGUCAUCACCUGCAAGGGAAUGCGCAGUGCAUUGAAAUUCAGUUCUGGAAGUGAAAGGAUGUCGUGGACAUGCCAACAAAGGCAUUUUCUAGUGUCCUCUGUUCAGAGACUCCAUGUUUUGGAGACCGAGCUACAUGCUGCAUUAUUCUGACACUCCUCUUGUCUGCAAGCGAUACUGGCUCCCUCCCCAAGUGCAUGGUGCGUGGCAAAGGUUCUACCUUCCCUUUUGCACGAUAAGGGGUAAUAGAAUUUGGAACAAUAUUUUUUUGUGCUAUAUUUAAUAUCUGCCUUCAGCUUUGUUUCCCUUUAUGGAAUAGAUUUAACAGAGAAGGGCAUUUUUAGAUUUUAUAUUCAUAAAUAUAUAUAUAUAAUACUAUCAAUGUUUUAACUUUUUGCUGCACACAGAUACGGUUUUUGGGGUAGUUGGAAUGGCUCUUUUCCCUCUUCUCCAUUCUCCCUUUUUGGAUAAAUUAUAUUUUCUUGGGGAAUGGUUUUAAUAUUUGAUAUAGUUUUGUAGGGGAUCAUCACAUUACCCUUUCACUGCUAGGGCAAGAUGGCUGACAAACCAUUAAAUCAAUAAGAGACUGGUGGAUAAUUAGCAGUUUAAGGCAGUUUUUAAAUUAUCUGCAGAUAUGUUAAAGCCUUUUUUUUUUUUUUUUUACCAUGCAAAUACUUUUAAAUCUUGUACCCUGAAGAAUGUUAAGCCAAUUUUUAAUGUUCCUUUUUGUUUUCCUGUUCCAUACAUACAAGAAAUCAUUGCCCAUAUUUCCAGUACUUGUGGUUCCAUGGAACAGCCGUUGUCACUCCCGAACAUCACUACAUGUUUGCAGCAGUGUGUCAAUUAGACCCAAGUUUUUAGGACACAGAGGAUGAAGUGGUGUCAUUUGUUUUCUAUUCUCAGCUAUAUCUUCUGGCUUGUUAACGAUACUACUAGUUAUGUAUUUUAACAUUUUUAGCUGUACAUGAUAUCACGGAGCAGUAGAAAUGUAAUAUUAUCAAUGGUUCCUCCAUUUUAUUUAAUAUAUUUAAUGUAUAUGACCCCUUGUUUAAUAGCCAUUAAAGCUCAAACUCUAUUUUUCAGAGAUGAUGUAA